Messenger RNA from Saimiri boliviensis boliviensis (Bolivian squirrel monkey), 2140 nucleotides. The record is from RefSeq and is a predicted model, not a curated record. Lineage: Eukaryota; Metazoa; Chordata; Mammalia; Primates; Cebidae.
UUUCACUUGGCCCAAACAUGGCUGCGGCCCUGCGCGCCGCGGGCGCCCUGCUCCGCGAUCCGCCCCAGCGAGGAGUCUGGCGAACAGCCUGGAUGGAUUCUCUGGUCUGCAUGCCCACCCAGUUCCAGUCUUGCCCCUGCAAACAGCUAUCCCUUGGCCACCAUUCAGGUCAAGACUUGCUACACUAAUGGCACAACCUCCCUCAGGAGGAUGGAUCCAGAAAACAGGCCUGCACAGACCCUGGGAGUGGGUGUGGAGCUUGGGGGACAGGGAAUCCUGGGGUGCUGGAAGCCUGGUCUGGCACGUGGGAUGUGGACUCCCAGGGUGGGGGCAUGUCUCCUUGGUGGUAGAGGCUACAUACACCGAGGGGUGGGGUGCAGAGGGAGGAGGGCCAGAUCCUGCCCUGGGAAGCAGAGGCCCCUUGUCAAGGUCCAAGGGCAGUGCUGGGCUCAGCACCAUUGCUCACUGAAGGAGGCUUGGGGGCAGAAAGAAAUGCAGCUAGUUGAAAACUGGCCCACUUGCCACUCCCUAAAUUGGCAGCUUUUCUCCUUUUCUGCAGUCCCUUCUCCUUCUACUGGAGCAACAUGCUACUGUCAGUCAUGUUGGUCACGUGCAGGGCUUCUUGUGAGGGAUCGUAUCAAAAUCUGCAGCCACGGUGGGGAGAGGAGUGGCGUCCGGCAGCUGGAGGGCCUGUCAGCCGUGGAGGUGGAAGUCGGGUGUAGCCGCUGCAGAAACAGCCCAGCAUGCCCUGGGUGCAAAGCCUCAAGUUCAGCCGGAGAAGAGGAAGCCAAAAACUGGAAUAUUAAUGCUAAACAUGGGAGGCCCUGAAACCCUCGGAGAUGUUCACGACUUCCUUCUGAGACUCUUCUUGGACCGUGAUCUCAUGACGCUUCCUAUUCAGAAUAAGCUGGCACCGUUUAUCGCCAAACGCCGAACCCCCAAGAUUCAAGAGCAGUACCGCAGGAUCGGAGGCGGAUCCCCCAUCAAGAAGUGGACUUCCAAGCAGGGAGAGGGCAUGGUGAAGCUGCUGGAUGAAUUGUCCCCCAACACAGCCCCUCACAAAUACUAUAUUGGAUUUCGGUACGUCCAUCCUUUAACGGAAGAAGCAAUUGAAGAGAUGGAGAGAGAUGGCCUAGAAAGGGCUAUUGCUUUCACGCAGUAUCCACAGUACAGCUGCUCCACCACAGGCAGCAGCUUAAAUGCCAUUUACAGAUACUAUAAUCAAGUGGGACGGAAGCCCAUGAUGAAGUGGAGCACUAUUGACAGGUGGCCCACACAUCGCCUCCUCAUUCAGUGCUUUGCAGACCACAUUCUAAAGGAACUGGACCAUUUUCCACUUGAGAAGAGAAGCGAGGUGGUCAUUCUGUUUUCUGCUCACUCACUGCCAAUGUCUGUGGUCAACAGAGGUGACCCGUAUCCUCAGGAGGUGAGCGCCACUGUCCAAAAAGUCAUGGAAAGGCUGGGGUACUGCAACCCCUUCCGACUCGUGUGGCAAUCCAAGGUUGGUCCGAUGCCCUGGUUGGGUCCUCAAACAGAUGAAUCUAUCAAAGGACUCUGUGAGAGGGGAAGGAAGAAUAUCCUCUUGGUUCCGAUAGCGUUUACCAGUGACCACAUUGAAACGCUGUAUGAGCUGGACAUCGAGUACUCUCAAGUUUUAGCCAAGGAGUGUGGAGUUGAAAACAUCAGAAGAGCAGAGUCUCUUAAUGGAAAUCCAUUGUUCUCUAAGGCCCUGGCCGACUUGGUGCAUUCACACAUCCAGUCAAACGAGCUGUGCUCCAAGCAGCUAACGCUGAGCUGUCCGCUUUGUGUCAAUCCUGUCUGCAGGGAGACUAAAUCCUUCUUCACCAACCAGCAGCUGUGACCCCUGCCGGUGGACCCUGUGGCAUUAGGCAAAUGUCCAACCUCUAGAUAUCCUCGACAUGGAGAGGAUGUUGUUUAGAGAUCAAGGAAGGAAGUCACCCUUUCUUCAUAUAUAUACAGCCUUUGGGCACAAACUGUGUGAUUUCUUGAGGAUUGGACUUUAUUGAUAGAUUUCUAUUUUUAUGUAACUAUACAGUAAACAUUUAUAUUUUCUCUCUCUAGGUGUAAGUUACUAGUUUGGAAUGUCCACUAGGACCUUUAAUAAGUAAGCUAAAAAUUU